CAAGUGUCACUACUUGUCACCAGUCGUCAUACAUCACUUUUUAUUUCGUUGGUUGAUAGUUGUGAUUUAGUUUAAGUUCAAGGAUCGUUAAUAACGUAAGAGUGGAUUAAAGUGUUAUAUUGUCAAUGUCUUAUUUAAAUUCCGUGUCAUUAAACCCAGUGUAAUCUUAUUGAAGUGUUGAAUUAUUUGUUGUCAAAUCGAAAACCAAAGAAAUGACUUCGGAACAAGUUCAGGAACUUAGAAAUGCUUUUCUCCAGCAGCUUGCGUCAAAAGGGAACGAUGCCGUUCAUCCCAAGGACUUGGAAAGGGUGAAGAAGGACGAUAGCUGGGUGAACCGAUUCUUAAUGCAACAUGAUAAUGACCAAACUGAAGCCCUAAACAUGAUGUGGGAGACGCUCACUUGGAGAAAAGAGUUUAACGUCAAUGAGAUUAAUGACCAUGUAAAGAUGGAUAUUAUAGUCCAGGGCGGAUUUUUUCCACAUGGGCAUGAUAAGGAUGGUAGCACCUUGUUUGUUUUCAAGUGUAAGAAAUACGUGAAAGGGACACACAACAUGGAUGAUUUGAAAAGAUGCGUCGUAUAUUGGUUUGAAAGAUUAGAACGGCAAGACAAAGGCAAACCUAUCACCCUCUUCUUUGAUAUGGAAGGCUGUGGCUUAGCAAAUAUGGAUUUAGAAUUUACUAAAUAUCUAAUAGGCCUCUUCAAACAAUAUUACCCCUAUUUUUUAAACUACAUUCUGAUUUUUGAAAUGCCAUGGAUUUUGAACGCGGCCUUCAAAAUAAUAAAGUCUUGGCUACCCGAGAAAGCGGUUCAAAAAAUCAAAUUUGUGAGUAAAAAAGACAUAAAAGAGUACGUCCCUCUGGAUCAGGCACUAAAAUGUUGGGGUGGGCAAAACGACUACACCUUCAGCUUCCUGCCAGAACCCCAAGAGGAAGUUCCAAAUAACGUCGGCACUGCCAGCAGUAGGAAGGUUCAUUUUGCUGAUGGGUCUUCGAUGUCAGAGUCACCAGAAGGGAGUGGAGACAGGGACCACGAUGGAAGUGCCCUUAGUGUACAACCAUCCAGCAUCAUCACCUUCGUCAAAGAGGGUGGAGAGCUGGUUAGUACCGUGGAAUUGCAAAACACUGAUAGUUCUCUCAUACUCUCCUUCAAGCUAAAAACCACAUCACCGGAAAAAUUCCGCGUUAGGCCCAGUGUCGGGUGUUUGACGCCGGGAGCACGCGCUACAGUUCAUGUGACUCUCUUGCCCGGUUUUCAGCUAGGUGGCCUGUCCAGAGACAAAUUCCUUGUGAUGAGCACAGUCAUUGAAUCCAGUGAAAUGAACCAGGAUCUAGCCCAGCUAUGGAGGGAUACAACUGGCAGGAAGGUCAACCAGCACCGUCUGAAGUGCGCCCAGUCGAACGACGUCUCCAAAAACGGCAACGCCGUUGCCGUGCCUGGGGGCUCCUCUGACGGGGACCACACCAGCAGCAGUCAACUUAUGACAAAAAUAAAUAACUUAACGGAGUGCCAAAGUCAGCUACAUGGGGCUGUAAAACGUAUUCAGUAUUUCCAGAUGGUAAUCGUUCUCUUGGUUAUCGUUGUGGGGGUUAUGUUAUCUUAUGUCUUACAUUUGGAAAGUCAAGAGGGGCACACCGGUUCCUGCAGCGCCCCAUAACAAUAACUAUCAGACGCAGGCCCGAUCGAAAUAAAUUUGGUUCGUAAACUGGUGCAAAAUUCAUUGUACAUUGUUUUGUAUUUGAUUUGUAUUUUAAAACUGGUUUUACGUUUCUAACCGGUGCCUGCAGUUCAUGACAAUAUACCACAUUCCUAUAAAAUUUAUUUUUGUUAAAAGUAAAGUGCUUUAUUUUGGGUAUUUUAAUGUAUUAAAUCAGUUUGAGUGAUAUUGUUAAAAUGUGUGUUGUUGCGUUGGUAUAUGUUACUAGCGCCACAACGUACUGUUUUGUCUAGUGAAUAUAUUUUGUUUACACUUUUAAAGGUUAUAUUGUUACAAUAUUUAACUUAAAUUAGAUUUUAUACCUUAGUUAAGAUAUUUUCAUGCUAUGUACAAUCGCAUUAAAAGAACUGAAAAAAUGCUAAUUGUAUAUAUUUUGCCUAUGUGUAAGUUACACAACUAUGUAUAGUGAUUUUUAUAUUGAAGGUCGUACAUUCUGUUUAACAGUUUGAAAUUAUAUCUCUUUGUUUGACAUUUAAUAAGAGUUUAAUCGAUAUUAUAUUUUUUUUGAAAAUAUUUUCUUAAUGAGACGUACUGCCACAAAAAUUUAUUUAAGUAGUAUUAAUAUGUAUCAAAUCAACCAAUCAAAAUUUAUAUUUAGGCAACUCUUUUAUAUAAGUCAAACAAAAACCGAAAAAUCAGUCAAGUGCUACAAAUUACCAAAUACACUCAUUGUUAAAGCCUACGCUACGAAUAUUGCCUUACCUAAUUGUACAACAAAAAAGGACAAACUGUGGUUUUCUAAAGCUAGUUAGGCAGCUGAUCUCCAACUCAUUUUUUACUCUUAUAGCGAAUCAAAUGUCUAAAAACAGUUGCCUAAGCUAAAAUUUUGAAGCAUGUAGUUAAAAAAGGCUAGAAACGUAAAUGUAGUAAUUAUUUUUAAUCCACAAAAUUCGUUUGUUCAUAAGUGAUGAAUAAAUUGAUGAAAAAACUUGAA
This is a messenger RNA of Tribolium castaneum (red flour beetle), 2649 nucleotides long. Its product is annotated as motile sperm domain-containing protein 2. The transcript is spliced from 10 exons. The record is from RefSeq and is a predicted model, not a curated record. Bases 213 to 1655 code for a protein of 480 amino acids. Gene Ontology annotation, cellular component: endomembrane system; endoplasmic reticulum-endosome membrane contact site. NCBI's taxonomy places the organism in Eukaryota, Metazoa, Arthropoda, Insecta, Coleoptera, Tenebrionidae.